AUGGCCCACGGGUCUCACGUCCUUGCGCAUCGGAAGUCCUCAGGGUCCACCACCGAAAAUCCUCUGAGUCGCCAUUCUCGAGAACAUCGUCGAUCUCAUGAAGUUGACAUCGAGGCACAAGCCUCCACGUCUGCACCUCCCAGCCGACACGGAUCGAUACCACCCCACCAUGUCCAAAUUCAAGAGAAUCCUGAGGUGAUACAUCAUAGACAUGAAGAAGACGGCGAGCAUGCUGUUCCGCAACUCCACCGCUCCGACACAAGUGCCUCUAAAUCUACAAUGAAGUCUCUACGCAGGAGGGGCCGCGCAGACACUACCAACAUCAUCUAUGGAUCUGCCGAAAUGGGACGAACAACUGGCUGGGCGCCUGGACAAGAACCAGGCAUUGACACAAGUGAUCCUGCUCCCCCUUAUAGCCAGUCAGCUGGUGGAGAUUCAAUACAUUAUGAGCAGCUCAGUCAACGAUGCGAGAUCACGGUGGUGGACUUCGGCAACGAUGCAAUGUCCACCACAGAUCUGGAUAAUGAUAAUAUUGGAGAAUUCCUGCUGAAACCGCCUGAUCCGUGGUCGGAUGUUAGAUGGAUCAAUGUCAACGGCCUUUCGUGGGAUGUCAUUAGACUUCUGGGAAAUCACAAGCGCCUUCAUAGGCUCGCUAUCGAAGAUCUGAUCCAUACCAAAAAUCGAACCAAGGUGGACUGGUACAACGACCAUACCUACAUGGUUCUGCCAUUACAAAAGCUAAUCAAUCUCGAGGAAGAUCAUGACGGUGAUGAUUCAGAUGGGGGAGGUUCUGAUAGCGAUUGGGUGGAGGAUCAGGAGUCAGAAUAUCGUACAAGGGUCAUCACCGAGCGCCAAAGGAGAAGACGGGAGCAGAAACGAAGAAAAGGCGCUAUCCUUUCACUCUGGGAGGAUAUCCGGAGGCCCAACAGGAAAAAGAAGGUGAAUGAGAUUCCGGACAUAGCCAAUCGGCUCCAACCUUCAAACAGCUUCAAGAACUCCAGCAAGGUUGAAACUCCGUGGGCACCCCGGAAAAUCCGAACCAUGCAACGAUAUCACGCGGGCCCAAACCAGGACCGUAUCGAAUACAUGGAACGGCAUGCCGUUUUGGCACCAAAGGGCAUCGGAGUCUCGAUGGAACAAGUUUCCAUUUUCCUUUGCGCGGACAAUACAGUCAUAUCGUUCUUCGAAUACUCGGCCCACGACGUGCAAACUCCCAUCAUCCACCGAUUGCAAUCUCCAGGCACGAUUCUUCGCCAGUCGUCAGAUGCGUCGAUGCUUGCGCAAGCCAUCCUCGACGCCAUAAUCGACCUCGCCAUACCUGUCACGACCGCCUACCAAGAUGCCAUCGGCGACCUGGAGCUCGACGUGCUCACUGACCCGGACAUCCACCAAUCCACCACUCUGUACAUCCUCACGUCUGAAAUCGCCAUCCUGCGCAACGCCAUCGCCCCCGUCGUCCAACUCAUCGGCGCCCUGAAAGACCACAAGUCCGAUGCAUCUGCCUCAGUCCCACUCGCUCGCGCCGCCAGCCCCUCGCUCGAAAUGAACGGCGAUCCUCUCAUCAAACCACAACCACAUCCAUUCGUCCGCAAACAAUCAUCGGCCGUCACCUCUGGCGUGCAAAUUUCCCCGAUGACCAUAACAUAUCUAGGCGACGUCGAAGACCACGCCCUUCUCAUCCAAGACUCGUACGACCAAAUGCGUCGAGGCGCCGAUAAUCUUUCCGACUUGAUCUUCAACACGGUCUCCGCGUACCAGAACGAGAGCAUGAAACAGCUCACUAUCGUGACGUGUUUCUUCUUCCCUCUGACCUUUAUCACGGGCUACUUCGGCAUGAACUUUGCCGAAUUCCCCGGCGUCAUGAAACAUAGUGACGGAUUCUUUUGGACCAUCGCUGCGCCCGUUAGUGUCGUGGUAUUCUUGUUGCUGAUGCGCGAUGUCCUUAUCCGUUGGGUCGUCCGGUGGGCUAAUAAAACACUCAUCGAAAGAGGGAGGAGGAGGAGAUUGGCGAGGACUUAG
Messenger RNA from Rhinocladiella mackenziei CBS 650.93, 2019 nucleotides. RefSeq lists its product as uncharacterized. Gene Ontology annotation, cellular component: membrane. Bases 1 to 2019 code for a protein of 672 amino acids. Gene Ontology annotation, molecular function: magnesium ion transmembrane transporter activity; magnesium ion binding; cobalt ion transmembrane transporter activity. Gene Ontology annotation, biological process: transmembrane transport; metal ion transport. The record is from RefSeq and is a predicted model, not a curated record. The transcript has a single exon. Lineage: Eukaryota; Fungi; Ascomycota; Eurotiomycetes; Chaetothyriales; Herpotrichiellaceae.